Molecule: messenger RNA, 576 nt
Organism: Candidula unifasciata
Lineage: Eukaryota; Metazoa; Mollusca; Gastropoda; Stylommatophora; Geomitridae
Source: the annotation of a GenBank genome assembly
AUGAUUGAUUUAGUUUAUUGUUUAUUUAGGUUGUUCUCAGCUUUCCAGCUCUGGAUACAAAACUGUGGUGGUGCAUUCUCUGGGCCUGAAGGUGGGGUGACGUCCCCUGGAUAUCCGAACCCAUACCAACAUACCAUCCAGUGUGUAUGGGUCAUCACGGUGGCACGGGGCAGCUCCGUCCAGUUGUCAUUCACUGACCUGGACCUUGAGGCCUCAAGUUCUUGUAGCCAUGACUAUCUAACGAUCAGAGACGGCUCAGAUCAGAGGGCACCCACACUAGGCACGUUUUGUAACACCGGCGUCCCAGCUGAUAUUCGCAGCUCUAGCAAUGUAAUUGGCCUUGAAUUUCACACAGAUGAGCUGAAUUCUGGUCGAGGGUUCAAAGCCAAUUGGACCACAGUAUUUAGUGAUGAUUUCAACAUAAUAAUAAUUGUGUCAUUUUUUUAUUGCCUGAUACCAAAUUUUGUGUUGCCUACAGGUCCCGAAGGAUGUGGUGGAGUGUACAACAACAACUCUGGGAUCAUCACUAGCCCAGUUGAUCCCACUGAGUAUCCUCAUGGGGUCAACUCCGAGUAA